Suillus plorans is the source of this 921-nucleotide messenger RNA. RefSeq lists its product as uncharacterized. The record is from RefSeq and is a predicted model, not a curated record. The transcript has 7 exons. Lineage: Eukaryota; Fungi; Basidiomycota; Agaricomycetes; Boletales; Suillaceae. The coding region runs from base 1 to 921 and encodes 306 amino acids.
AUGGCUCCUCUGAGAUGGACCACAUCAGAAGAGCUUGAGUGGCUUCAGAAUGAGCUACCUGAGUUUCUGAACAUGCAAAAAGAUCAAAAACUUACUUGUUUCUAUGAGCUCCUAUUUCCGAGGUGGUUUAGUCUGUUUCUGGAACACUUGAAAUAUUGGAAACCAACUGGUAACCCUCCUCUGCACGAAGGGGAGGCAGUUGUUCAUCAGAAUGAUGACAGCAGUGACACUAAUAUUAGUGACGAGAGCGGCCUGUUACCACUCACCCCAGAACAAGAAGCUGAGCUUGAAGGGGAAAAAGAGAUCCGGCAGAAGUCGGACAGCCAAAGGUUGAGAAUCGACCCAGUUAGGUGGGCCAUCCAACUGUGGAAUAGCGCCCAUGCUAGCGGGUGGGCCAAGUGUCGAUGCCAUAGCAUGAAUGGGACAAUUGUAAUGGGCCACAAGCUUACGGAUGAGCCCAGCUGGUUAUUGACAGUAUCGGAAGAGGGCACAAGUGAGCCGACCGGUUAUUCCUGGGCCCAUCACAAUACUGGGAAGGGUGCGGAUUGGCUCAGUACACAAGCAUCCGGAAGGGCCCAAUUGGUCCUCACAUUCAAUAUGCGGAUCGGUCCGGCUGAUCGGGCCAGUCAAGGUGGGCCCCAAUAUGCAGGCAAGUCGGGUGGGCCUACCAUGAAGGAAUUCCCGGUAGUAAUGGGGGUCACGGAUGGGCCCAGCAAGUUUUUUUGGCCCACCGGAUAUGCAUAUGAUCCCGCCCAGAGGGGCAACAUACAGUCCCAUCUAUUGUUUGGCCCAGUACAUAUGCCGGGUAGUCUUGGAUGGGCCUACAGAUGGGCCCAAGAGAAUAUGCAUUUGAUCUCGGAAGGGCCGACUAAGCCGAAUAUAUGGCAUGGGACUGCAUUGCAUUCUCGAAGGGCCAGCUAG